AUGCGUGCCCGCGAGUGGCCGACGCUGCUGGUGGCCGGCAACGGCAGCAUCCACACCGCCGUCAAGUGCUGCCUCACGGCCGCGCGCUUUGUGCAGCCCGACGGCCUCAUAGUCAGCUUCGAGCCGCUGUUCCGGGCGGAGAACCACGGCCGCGCCCUCCUUGCCCUCUCUGUCCUGCCCUGCGAUCCACAGCCGCUGCCAGCCGCGGGCGCGUUCGCGCCCGGCUCGGCGGUGGCAGCCGCGGCCGCGGGCGCGUUCGCGCCUGGCUCGGCCGCGGCCGCCGCGGCGGCCGCGCAGAUUAAGGUCGGCGCGCACUCGCGCCACGCCAACGUGGGCGCCGCGCUGAGCUCGCGCCUAGUGGAGGGCGGCUCGCCGUACGUCGUCCUUUCCGCUCUGGGGGAGACGGCGGUCGCCAACGCGGUGAUGGCGGCCGCGCACGCCCAGCACUACCUGUCCACUCAGAGCGGCCGGCGGCUGGCCGUGGAGGCGCGCGCGGCGGUGGUGGUGAAGGGCGGCGACCAGCUCGUGGGCGUCCAGCUGUGGGUCAGGCUGCAGCCGCCUGGCAGCACCGGCGGCGCUGCCGACGCGGGCGCGCCAAACGCCGCGGCCGCGGCGGGCCCUUCGGGCGGGGCGAUGGUGCCCGCCGCAUAA
This is a messenger RNA of Monoraphidium neglectum, 651 nucleotides long. RefSeq lists its product as hypothetical. Bases 1 to 651 code for a protein of 216 amino acids. The transcript has a single exon. Lineage: Eukaryota; Viridiplantae; Chlorophyta; Chlorophyceae; Sphaeropleales; Selenastraceae. Gene Ontology annotation, molecular function: nucleic acid binding. The record is from RefSeq and is a predicted model, not a curated record.